AUGGAUGUACUCGCCUUGGAGGCAAAGAAAGACACGGGAGCAGAUUCCGAUAAGAAGUCCACACCGAGGCCCAAACCCAAACCUCCCAAAAAGGCCAAAAGGACAGUUUACUUUGAGGUGGAGAUUGUGGACUUGAAGACCAAGGAGAAACUCCUACUGCUGGAUAAGGUGGAGCCGACUGCCACUAUCUUGGAUAUUAAAGCCUUGUUCCACAAAUCGUAUCAAAAGUGGUAUCCCGCCAGACAAUCUCUGCGUCUGGAUCCAAAGGCCAGGUGUCUCAGGGAUGAGGACGUUCUGCAGACGCUUCCUGUGGGAACCACCGCCAGCUUCUACUUCAGUGACCUGGGACCCCAGCUCACAUGGGGAACUGUCUUCCUGGCCGAGUGCGUGGGUCCACUGAUCAUCUACCUGAUGUUCUACUUCCGUCUCCCCUUCAUCUACUCCCCCAAAUAUGACUUCACCAGCAGCAAGUUGUGGGUCGUACACUUGGCCUCCAUGUGUCACUCCCUCCACUACGUCAAAAGGAUUUUGGAGACGCUGUUCGUCCAUCGUAUCUCCCACGGGACCAUGCCUCUCAGGAACAUAUUCAAGAACUGUGGCUAUUACUGGUGCACUGCAGCUUGGAUGGCGUACUACAUUAACCACCCUCUCUACACGCCUCCCUAUUACGGGCAGCAGCAGAUGAAUGCAGGACUCUAUAUUUUCUUGGUCUGUCAACUGGGGAAUCUUUCCAUCCACAUUGCACUGCGUAACCUCAAAAUUACAGGUUCAAAAUCCAAGAAGAUUCCUUAUCCAACGAAAAAUCCGUUCACGUGGAUCUUCUGGCUCAUUUCGUGUCCGAAUUACACGUACGAGCUGGGCUCCUGGAUCGGCUUCACAGUGAUGACCCAGUGUGUGCCUGUGGCCUUCUUCACUCUGGUGGCCUUCAUCCAGAUGACCGUGUGGGCCAAAGGAAAACACCGCGGCUACUUGAAGGAGUUCAGAGAUUAUCCAACCCUGCGCUCGUCCAUCCUCCCAUUCAUCCUGUAG
Limanda limanda (common dab) is the source of this 1029-nucleotide messenger RNA. RefSeq names its product trans-2,3-enoyl-CoA reductase a (gene tecra). The coding region runs from base 1 to 1029 and encodes 342 amino acids. The transcript is spliced from 11 exons. Gene Ontology annotation, biological process: very long-chain fatty acid biosynthetic process. The record is from RefSeq and is a predicted model, not a curated record. Gene Ontology annotation, molecular function: oxidoreductase activity, acting on the CH-CH group of donors. Lineage: Eukaryota; Metazoa; Chordata; Actinopteri; Pleuronectiformes; Pleuronectidae.